Molecule: messenger RNA, 8182 nt
Organism: Brassica rapa (field mustard)
Lineage: Eukaryota; Viridiplantae; Streptophyta; Magnoliopsida; Brassicales; Brassicaceae
Product: dof zinc finger protein DOF4.4
Biological process (GO): regulation of DNA-templated transcription
Molecular function (GO): DNA-binding transcription factor activity; DNA binding
Source: RefSeq, a predicted model, not a curated record
UCGGGCUCUCUGAUUGGUUGAUUUUUUUAUCCUACGUGGACACCCUCUCCAUGGCUUAUAUUUGCCUUUUAGUAUAGUAUAGAUUAUGAUUGGUUUUACUUUAGUAUUUAAUAAAACUUAUAAAUAAAUUAAAAUAUUAAUAAUUUAGUUUACAAACAAUCUUAAUUUAAUUUGAAUAAAGAAACCUAGUUUAAAUAAAAGAACAACCAUUACAAUGUGGCGCGGACCUUCUCAAAUAGUAUAUGUUCUUUUCAUUUCCUUUUAAUACUCUUUGAGAUUAUCAUGGCUACAGAGAAUCAUUUGUUACAACUUAUAUCCCUCAAAGAGUGAUAAGAAACCUUUUGGUUUUUGUUCAAAAAAAAAAAAAAAAGAAACCUUUUGGUUAUCAGUCAUCUUUCUUUCGUGUUACUCUCGCCAAUUGUAUCUAUCUCGAAAAUGGUCAAUAUACAUAGAUUUUCUGCUUUGACCAAAAAAUAAAAACACAGACAUUUUCUGCUAUUAGUUAGUUUCUCACACGCAUACACAAUUUUAUCCUUUCCGAACAAAUUACUACUAAGACUUUAAUUGGUAAAUACGGAGAAUAAGAAAAAAAAUGAAUAAAACUAAUAAAAUAAGAAAAAAAAUAUUCCUCUCUUAAUUUGAUAAAGAAUUAUUGUAGUUUAUUAUUUCUUAAAUGUUAAGGAAUGUAAAUGAAUUAUAAGAAAUAAUAUUCCUUGUAAAUGGUGUAAAUUGUAAGGAAUAAUAAGGAAUUCACUAUUCCCACUCAUUUUCUUGGUCACCAUUUAGAACCUUAAUCUUUAUUUAUUGUAAGUUUCUUGUAUAGACUAGGAUUUUUAUUAAUUAAACUUCUCAACUAAAGAUAAUCGUAAAAGAAACUCUCAACUAUAAAUUCUGUGAAAUAAAUCCUCAAAUUUCUAUGAAAUAAACCCUCAACUAUUUUUGAAUAGUACAAAAAACUUCAACUAAGUUUUCAACAUUAUAAACCUUCAACUUAUAAACUGUUAAUGUAUGUCACUCUCCGUCACAGAGAGUAACAUAUAUUAACAGAAUUAAAGUUGAGGGUUUAUUUCACAAGAUUUUUAAUUGAGAGUUUUUUUUACGAUUCAUCUUUAGUUGAGGGGUUUAAUUACUAAAACCCUUUAGAUUACUUAUAUGAUACGUAAAAAUAUCUUGUUUUCUGAAUUUUUUGUCUUUUUGCAAAAACUCCUAAACAUAUAUUAUAUUGCCUCCAUUUUUAAAUUCAAGAUUUAUAAGAAAAUAUUUGAUUAUGUGUAUUUUCUAAAUAAAAACAUCAUUAAUCAUUUAUCUAAAUAUAAACUAUCCAAUAGAAAAUAGAUUGCGGAAUAUAAAUAGUCAUAUAAUAUAAAAACUAAUAAACUUCACAUUGAAACCUCAAAAGGUCGUGUUGUUUCAAAAUUUGAAACAAAUAAUUUCUCUAAAAUGUCACGUAUUUAAAAACGGAGGGAGAUAUCAAUAAACUCUUAUGAUGCACUAGUAAAACAUGUAUGAACACACAUACUCACACACAUUGCAUUUUUUCCUAGUAAACCACAACUAAAUCAAUGUCUUAUAUCUUAAUAAAUCACUAAUAAAUCCCUAGUAAAGUAAAUUAUUCAAAAGCUUUGUCGAUUCUAAAAAAUAGGGAUUACAUAUUAAUGUUUAACUACUUUGCUCUUCACAUUUUGUAUUUUCUUGAACCGCAGAAUUUCAACAUUUUAUUAUACUUAAAGAUGACAAAUCUUGUGAAGAUUUUCUUAUGGAAAAAGUUAUCUUCCUCGCCAACGAGACUGCAAGUGAACUUACACGCUCGCACAUAUUCUCUUUCAUAAUAAACACCUAUAAGUUACAAUUGCUUUGCCUUUAACUGCCAUUAUACUCUAAAUGCCUCCUAGAUCUUUUUAAUGUUUAUAUGACUUAACUCAUUUAAUCAUAUCUUCAUUAUUCUCUAGUUUUCAUAUACAUCCAAGAGUUAAGAGUAAGAGAGCCUUGGUUUUUGACAAAGCUUAGUCUAAGGUUUAUUGUGUGAAGAUAGAUCUUCAGAUUUUAUUAAUACACAAUCUCUGACACGUUUUUAUCAUAAUCUCAGUCUCUUAAAAACAAAAUGUAACACUUCUUCAGUUUCCACGCCCCAAGAAUCUAUAUAAGAACCCCUCCACAACUAUACCAAAGAGCAUAACAACAACAACACCAAAACUAAGAAGAGCUCUUGAGAGAAAUGGAUAACUCCAAUGUACUCGUUAGGGGAAACCGUCAAGUGAAUGAAGAGAAGCCUCCACCACGAGUGUGUCCAAGGUGUAGCUCAGACAACACCAAAUUCUGUUUCUACAACAACUAUAGCGUGUCUCAACCACGUUACAACUGCAGGAGCUGUCGCCGAUUCUGGACUCAUGGUGGAGUUUUAAGGAACAUACCAAUUGGUGGAAGGGCCCGCAAAGUCAAGCGUACAAGGAUAGAUCAGCCAUCUGUUUCUCAGGUGGUUUCUGUUGUUGAACAGGUUAAUAAUCACCAACCUUUCUCACAUGCUCAAGAAACCAACGAAAUUCUUGGAACUUUUGGUGGUUCUUCUUCUUCUGCUGCUGCUGUUGGGAACCAUUUCAGUUAUUCGACUGAAACUCAUAGUGUGAUGGUGCCUCCAAUUCGAAGCAUUCCACCAAUGGCUCGCUUUAAUGGAUCUUUUAACCAAGGUUAUUACGGUGCUGGAUUCAAUGAUUUGGUUGGUAAUCCUUUGAUGAACCAAUCAUUUGGUGGAAAUGUUGGUAACUAUAACAGUUACUUCGUAAAUCAAGAGGAUCCAAACAAGCAAAACCAGAGCUUCAACAACAGCAUGAACAUGAAUCAUAGUGCCAGCACUAGUGGAAGCAGAGAAUAUCCAGGCAUUGAUUACAUGAUCAACAACAACAACAAGAAGUAUGUGUUUCGUUCCGCCUAUCAUUUGGAGAAGCAUGGUCCUUGAAUCAUAACCGUUUUACCCGUUUUCUUUUAAGCUAAUAAUGUUUCAGAUUUUCGUUUCUUCUGUUGGGUCUUCUUAUUUAAGUUCUAAGAGUUUGCAUCUUUGUAUCAGGCAUAAGUUACUUGUCCGGUCUUUGUAUAAUAUUACUAAUUUAUAAUCACCAGUUUGUUGUGUGUUUCAUAACUGAUGAGUCAGAGAGUCAGAGAGAUAUCUAUGUGUUUCAAGUGUUUAUGUAUUGCUCUGUUUUAGCUUAUUCUCUGUUUUAAAUAGCGCCUAAUCACAUUAUGUGAGAAGGGAGUAGCUAUAAAAUUAAUCUAUGACUAUUUCUAAAAUUUUGAGUUUGUAUUUAUUAAGUUAAAUAAAUUCCAACCUAAAGCCAAUGAAUGAUAUAUAAAUUGACACUAUUUCUCUUAUAUAUUACUUAAGAUAUUUCAAAACUUUCAAUGUUAGAUGUUUGUCUUUAUUACGCUUUUUCAAGAUGAUUACUCUUUGAUCAUCAGUCUUGAAAUAUUUGGAUACAGAUUAAUGAGCGAAUUUUUUAUUACAUCAAUUAUGGAUUAGGUUAGAUAAUAUCGAUUGGGCUUUGAUUUUUUUUUCUAAACUGUAAAUAUCAUAUAUGAAGAUAGAUUCUACAAAAAGUAUUAUCUUGGUUCUGAGCCAUCUUGGCAAAAAAGUUAAAAACAAGAUGGGUCAACAUUUCAAACUAGAGACUAAGGACUUAUCGAAGCCACAUAGCCAUAAGAUCUCUGAAUUUCUUAUUCUUCCUUCUAGCGGAGAUAACGUUUCUCAGCUCUUUGUCAAUGCUCCUGAAAACCGCGAUCGCCGGGAGAGAGAUCUGAUUAUGGAUCAAGUUAUUCUGCUGCUUUCACAGCUGAAACACCACUGUUUGAGUUGCUAAUUUCCUAAGCAGAGAUAGUCACAGCUGAAACACCACUGUCUGAUUAUGGAUCGAUUGGGCUUUGAUACCAUAUCAAAUUAUAUAGGAAAGACGAGCUAUUUCCCCACGAGAAGUAUCGUAUAGCACCAUAUUUCUCCCAAACUAUGACUUCAUUUUAGAUGUCCCCGAAAUAAAAGUUCUAAACCUAUUUCUCCAUUAAACUAAAGCUUACUACUUAUAUCUCCAUAAAUUAAAAGUUUGAAAUCCGUGACCCCAUAAUAUUAAAUUACUUGGUUUAAAAAUUUUAUUGAUAAACCAAAACCAUCAAAAUUUUAAUAAUAAACCAAACUAAACCAAAUUCAAAAAUUAAACCUGACUCUACAAAAAAAUAAAACAAACCAACGCUUCUGGUCUUCUUAUUCCUUCAUCAAUCUGUAACCAUGGUUGAAUUCAAAGACUCAUAAAUUUUCGAAAACCCAGCUUGAAGCCAUAGUAGAAGUAGUCAAGAAAUCAAAAUCAUAAACCCACAAAGUUACUUCCUUUUUCUUUUACUUCUACGUGAGACUUGUCUUCUCUGAUCCAUUGAUGUUCUGUCUAAAUAUUAUUAAACUUGAGACAUUAAUGACAGUUUUCUCCAAUUAAGAUAUUUGAUUUAUUCAUAAUGGGGCUGAAGGAGAAGACAUAAAGAAACAAUGUGUUAAUGGUGAUAGAGGUGGUGGGACCGUUGAAUCAAAACUUGUAAACCAUUGGGUUAAUGGUGAUACUAAUCUCUUUAUCUCUCUUGAAGAACAUGUCUGUAUUGCUAGCGACGAGAUUAACAAGCAUAUCCAAAACAAUGAGAGAAGAAAGAAGAAAUUAAUUAAUGGAAGCAAUACAUAUGUAGAUGAAGAAGUGAUUGGUUAGGGAUUAGGUGAAGAAAAAAUUGGGUAAAAUCUGGGUAAAAAGGGGUGAGGAAGAGGAUGAUGGUCGGGUCCCGCGUUUUAAUUGGUUUAACUGAAUUAGGUGUUGGUUCUUCUAUUUAAGAGUUUUUUUGGUUUGGUUUUGUGAUUAUACCAGAAAUUGUCUUAACCAAUAUCAAAUUGAGUUUCAUGGAGAAAUAUGUUUAGAACUUUUAUUUUGGGGACAUCUAGAAUGAGAUCAUAGUUUGGUAGAUAUAUGGUGCUAUACGAUACUUCUCAUGGGGAAAUAGCUCGUCUUCCCAAUUAUAUAUGAUUCCAAACUAAUAUAUUAUUUUAGAACUCUUCCGACAUGAGACUUUGUUCCUAAUAGUAUAUCUUCUGCCAAUCAAAAUUUCUACAGGAGACUGUUAAAAUAUUGCUGUUCGAAGGUCAUAAAAUUAAACUAAGCAGCCUGUGGUUCAGCGAGAAAUAAGCUUGGCCGUUUAGAGUAUUGUUUGAGCUCUUAAUUUGUAAACCACCUUUAUUUGAUAUGAUAACAAAAUAAAUUUUAUGUUGUGGCGCCAAGUCUUUCAAAUGCCUGUGGCUAUUGUUACUCUGUUUUCUGUUGUUCAUCUACAAUUUGCAAAUAUACAAUUUUGAGUUUUUGUUCUUCCGUUUAACUUUUCGAAAGUUUUUUUUCAUUACCUUGAGGAAAUUUUGAUAAAUCCCUUAUAAAGUGAUUUAUGGGAGAUGUAUUAAAAUAGGUUACUCGAUAUAUAAACUUUUUUUUUUCGUUGUCAAAUAUAUAAUCUUUACUCUUAUGGCUUAACUAAUGUCUUUAAAAAUCAACAGCUUUCCACACCAUAUGGAAAAUGGAAGAAAGUAGAGCGAGGGGGAACACAGCUAUGAUGAUCCUGAGCAGUUUAUUUUCAGUUUUGGAUUGAGUGUUACAACUGUAUUUCAAAGUUGGGCCUAUAUACACUGGACACAUGUAUUUGAUUUAAAGACUGUAUAUAUUCGCUAAUCGCUACUCGAUUCUCCUUGCCACCUCUUGUUUUCAGUUUUACAUUCCGGUUAGGCCAGGGACGACGAGUGAAGUAAGUUUGAGUAUACUAUAGAGAAUGAUAAGCAACGAAGCACCAACGGUACAGACCCGGGUUCGAUUCCCGGCUGGUGCAUUCCCUUUGAGCUGUGAAGAUAAAUGGUUGAACGAAGGUUGGGUCCUUCGUGCUCAUCUGAUUUCUUCCAAAUGAUAUCGCCCCAUGUUGAGCUCUUUUUUUUUUUCCUCCUCUUCGGUUCAUUUAAAAGGUGCUAGACGGCAAUACAUAAAAAUUGAAGGCAACGUAAGCAAACAAGAUUGCUUCCAACAGGAAAAUGAAUUUAUUAAAAUCUCCAUGUUCCACGAAGAAGAAAAAAAGCAAUGAAACUCACAACAACAAAUUUAACAACAUCAAAUCAACUGGAAGUUUUAUGUGUGUGUUUAAGGCGUAGAAGAGUUAAUAAAAUUGAACUAAUGAGAGAAAGAGAUCUAUAUGUAUGUGUGUUUCCUUGUUUUCAAGUGUUUGAUCUCUUCAUGUAUUGUUCUGUUCUUAAGCUACGGUUAAUCUCAUGUAUGUGUAGAUGCAUUGGUAUAUAAAUAAGAUAAAUCUAUACUGUGGUUCAGUCUAUAACCUCAUUUCUUACGGCAGUUCUGUCUAGAAUAUUAAUUUCAAUAUCAAUCGCAAUUUUGACGUGACCUAUGUUGUUGUUUUAACCACGAGGAGUUUAGCUUUGGACUCUAAUCUUCCACUAGGCCCAUAAUCAUCAUUUGCUAAUCUAUACUAUACUAAAAGUUGGAUAUCCUCCAAUUCUAAACUAUCCACGUCAGAUUAAAAAUUCAAGCCAACCAGUGUUUGCCAGCUCAUUCUAAUAUUCAGAUCAGCUAAUAUUUACAUCUUUCUUUCGACCCUUCGUCUCUCUCAUUCUCCACCAUGAAACUCUUAACCUUAUCUCAGUUUCCCUUUACCCAUUAAAAAACGGGGGAAAACCGGCGGCUGCUACUCCUAGCAAACACAAAAGCCAAUUCCAAGACGGUUCAUCAUCGACGGCUCCGACUUCUCUCUUUUCUCAACGGCGUUCUUACUGGACGUGAAUAUGAAGAAACCCUAAACAUUGUGACAGGAGGCCUCCUAAUUGGCCUUGAGAUGCUGUUGAAGCAGAAGCGCAGAAGAGAGAAGUUGCUGCUGGUGACUUAUCUCCCAGUGAUGGAAAAUAUUUGAUGCCGGUUACUUUGUGUCUCAGUAAGCAAGCUACUCGAUAGUUUCUAUCAUAGUUUUCUGCAAGAUCAUGACCAUAAUUACGGCCAGGGCCAGCGAAGCACAAGAACAUGUUACAGCUAGAGUUCUUUGAAAAGCUAUUUGUUCAUUACCUUACAAAAAUUCCUGAUUGGUGGCUGCGGUUUACUAUCUUCUAUGUUUCUGUUUACAGUUAAUCACAUGUAAGACACAAAGUAAAUGUCCGCAGAAAAAUACGAUAUCCUGAACUUCAGAAAUAGUACGAAAAGGUUCACAACUACUCAUCAGAAAUCCAGGGAAAUUGGUAAAUAUGAUUAGGAGAGUAAAGUAUUUCGAGAUCCAACCAGAGAGCCACAGACCGACUUCUAUGGUGUGGCUCUGCCGAUGGAAAUCUUUUUUCCCAUGUGCUAAUGGAUACGGUAACAGAACAAUGCACAUCAACAUACUCGAGAGUUAAAGUGAAAGAAUAAAUAAGAACGAGGACAUGCUAGGCGGAUCAAAAGCACCACCAAUGGCCAAGCAAAACGCUACGUCUGGUACUCUUGCAAGUAGGGAGUUCUAUAAAGAAUCUUCUCAGCCUUCCAACGCUUUGAAAAAGACAACAGUGGAUAUAUCACAAUGGAAGCGCUGGAGCAGUCCCUGAGGGACAUUAAUGGUGGAAGAGACAUUAAUGAAAUUAUUUCUGAAGUUGAUGGAGAAAAAUAGAUGUAGGUUUGUGUACCUGGGUUGGAAAACUCUUGCUGUCCAUAAAUAAAGAACUAAAAACUUGAUUAAAUUGACAACCAUCAGUUUCAUGCUUUACAUUUUCAGCAUUCUCACAUUGCUUUUAAUGGCUGGGGAUUUGAUUUUGAUUCAGAGUUUCAAAGAAGGGGAGCUUCGCCACUUCUUCCUCUUUGUGUCAAAUCUAUAGAAACGUCUGUUUCGUUCCAUUUAAGGCGGCUCCUCUGCGGCUUCUCGGUGUCAUUUCCAACUUCAUACAUUUUACACAUGGGAUGCUAACAAGUAACAACUUGCUAUCGUAAAUAAGGAUGAUAAAAGACAUAAACAUGGGGAAAAUACACUUUGUAUUAUGAGAGAACUGCAUCAGUUUAAAAUAUUGUAAUUGUCGAGUGGGAGAACGGAGUACUGAAUUAAUUUACACACUGUAUUAGCAGCCCUUGACCACUAAGAUAAGCUAUCUCAAAAGAUUUGAUUGCUUAAGAAA